Molecule: messenger RNA, 3177 nt
Organism: Aspergillus alliaceus
Lineage: Eukaryota; Fungi; Ascomycota; Eurotiomycetes; Eurotiales; Aspergillaceae
Exons: 3
Coding region: 1-3177 (1058 amino acids)
Source: RefSeq, a predicted model, not a curated record
AUGAUGGAUUUUCAGAAACACCCUCCCCAUCCAAUAUAUCACUCGCAUCCGUCCUCCGUGUUAGGCGCGUCCCACGAUCCUCGUAUUGUCGCUCCGCCGCCCCCUCGUGCCUACGCACCUCAGCCGCCUACCUCAGCACGCGUGUAUUACGAUGCAUAUAAUCGACGCGAGAACGAAAUGCCUCGAGCGGUGCCGGCCUAUCACUAUCCGACUGCGACGGCCCCGUCGAUUCCUCCUUCCUCCGUUUCAUAUGCCCAUGAGAGUAUCUCGGCGUCAGAUCGGACAGAUAACAAUGGAUAUCACAUAUCACAGCCGCAUCCCGGCUCGAUGAAGAAGCAUACCCUGGAUGGAGGAUUAAAAGAGUCUUAUAAUCAUCAUAAUUAUAGUCUUAAUAUUAAUCAACUCAGCAGUUAUGAUCGUCGUAUGGUGUAUCGUGAAGGACCCCCAGAACAGCCCUCCGCGCCUCCUUUAGGCACUCGUCGGAUGCCUCCCCCGUCUCCGCCACAACAUUACCCCUCACGGGGCCAAUCGGGAAACGUUUCUUCUCUGUCUACCGCUUUUUCGUCCCGUGAGACUCCCAGCAACUCGGCUCAUCAUCGUCCUGGUAGCAGCAUGUCGAUAUCGUCAAUGCUUGGCUCGGACGCUGACCGUCCAGCCCGGGAUGUAGGCUCAUCUUCUAUCUUUUCGCGUAUUCCAGUUUCAUCCGCGCCCUUUAGCAGCGCACCGCCUCCCUCUGCCCCCAGUGCCAUGUCUCCCCCGACCGCCCCAGCGAGGCCCUCUCCGCUCGAAUACUCGCCCUUUCGACGGUCCCACACCCCCGAGAAGUCAUUUUCGAAAACCCAACCGGGGAGGCAAUACCGAUCUGCCUCCGGGGGGGGUUCCCAGCCGUCGGUGGCGGAGCAGACCAAAUUUGGCGGCCUGUCUCGCGUCCCGUCUUCGUCGCAGUAUCCAGAUAAGCCCAGCUCUACGCAUCCGUCGCCCCAGGUGUCAUCCGCGGAGGUGCCCUACAAUGAGACGCGUCGAUUCAGCUUCAGUGCGCCGGCCCCCCGACCGAACAGCCAGCCCCAACACCUCGAAGGGCCUGCGCGACCGGCUGGUUACAGUCCUCUUGCGCGAUCGGCGGCAGUUCCUAGUGGCGGGGAGAGCUCCUUUGGAGGAGCGCACCAGCGACAAGCAUCAUACAUGGGCCAGGAGUCGCAGCACGGCCGGUUUGGGGGAAUAUAUGGUGAUCGUCAUCUGGAAGAACAAGCGCAUCGAGAGCGAGAGAGAGCCAUUGCACAUGAGCAUGAUUCCAAAUCGUCUCAUCCCCCGUCGCGGUAUGGUCCAUACGGUGAUCGGGACCCGGCAGCCGGUCGGCAGCAGAGUGCAGCGAAGUGGGAGCUCGGUCGCUCACAACCACCCUCUCCGGAAGUGAAGCGUUUCCCCGCCUCGGAGCCCGGGACCGGGUUUGGAUUCGGAGCGAUUCAAAGCUACACUAAAUCUUUGGGAGGCUCGCGACAAGCUCCCUUGUCGAUCCAGCCUCGACAGGGCCAGCCAACGCCGCCGCCUCAUGAGCAGCAGCCGUAUCUCACCAAGCUCCAAACCGAACCCCGUCCGUUUGGCUCGACACCGUCGGCUGGCCCCUCCUCUUUGGCUCAUUCUGCAUCGUCAGAUAACCAGCGGAGGAAGGGAAGCGAUGAGUUACUUCAACACAGAAGUCUUCUGGGUGUCGGCCUCGAUGCGAAACGCGGUGGGCGGGCGUCGCCUUUACCCCAAGCAGUGCAAGGCGCGCAGGCCCAAAUUCUUGGACCGGCCGGCGAGGCCGGCAUCAAGAGUGAACUUGGUCGGGUAUUCUCCGGCAUUGGCAGUGGUGUGGGCGGCGUGACUGCCACCACAGGCAGUGGGCCUUCCACCCCCAUGGUCUCUAGCCCUUUCAAGCGCGACAGUGUCACGGCUAAAUCCGCUAACGGUGAAACGACAACCGAUGAAACCAAGAUCGGUCGACCCAUAUCGGCAAACGAAAAACGAUCGAGGAAGUCGCGAGAUGAGGACGGUCAGGCAGAGAGCGAGGCAGGUACUGAUCAACGACUCACAACCUCGACGCGUGGUCGACGAGGCCGUCACGUUCACCAUCACCAUCACCACCAUCACCAUCACCGCCAUAAGCCUGAAGAAGAACCUGCACCCUUGGCGUCCCACCGUGGCUUGCCUUCAGUGAAUUACUUCCAUCGGACUACCACGCCGGCUGAGGCAGCAGCCACCGCUCUGGGACAUCAUCAUCAUCACCAUCAACAUCAACAUCACCACCAUCACCAUCAUCAUGCGCCUCGUCCCGCUACAGCCAACCCGCCGACGGUGACUCCGAUGCGUGAACCUAGGACUGUGGUCACUAUUGAACCGGUCUUGUCAAGUGUAGCCCAUCUACCCCGACAUCACCUCGGGUCCACCUUAUACGCGCCCCGUAUUGGGGUGCCUACAGAGAAGGCUACGCUGGAAAGUGCCAAGUUUGGAUAUACGACGACUCCGCUACCACUUCCUCGCUUCGAAGGAAAAGAGAAUUGCACGUUUACCAUCCGGGUGCCUCGUUUCCGCAUCGACUCCAGCCACCGCGAGGAAAUCUGUGCUCGGCGUGCAAUCUGGGGGACUGGCGUGUACACUGACGAUUCGGAUCCGGUGGCGGCGGCCAUCCAUUCGGGAUUCAUGCGCGGGGCAUGGGGUGAGGAUGUCGAUCCGGACAUGCUUGACUUGGAAAUCAAGGAUGCCUAUCAACAUGCCCCGAAGACAGCCCAAGAGGUUGGGCUUCCUGAUGGCGACCGGCCUCGCGUUCCGCCGGUGCCCCCGUUGGACAAGGACCUCCACAUCAUCAUCCUCAUCCUCCCUCGAUUAGAAAAAUAUGACUCGAGCGUGCUGUUUGGCCUCAAGUCACGAGCCUGGGACGGAACGCACGAUGGGAUGAGCUUUAAAGUGCUCCGAACGGAGUGGGUCGACGAAGGCGUUGGUCGAGGUGAGGAGCGUAGCGGAGAGGCACGACGCAAGCGCCUCCGUAACAUGAUGCAGACUGGUCGGAUCUGCACUGGACCCGGCGUGUUGAAGCUGGAGCACCUUCGCAACGGGAUUCAGAUCACCCGCCGGAAGACACAAUCGCAGGAGGGUCCAGAACCCCAGCCGCCGUCUGCCCCCGUCCAGACGGUCUCAUGA